Messenger RNA from Notechis scutatus (mainland tiger snake), 4875 nucleotides. The record is from RefSeq and is a predicted model, not a curated record. Lineage: Eukaryota; Metazoa; Chordata; Lepidosauria; Squamata; Elapidae.
AUGUCAAAACCCUCCCUGGUGCUGCAAGAGCCCACCAAAAGUCCUGAAGCAUUUUAUGCCUGUCUUAUUGACGCUUACCGCAUGUAUACUCCCAUAGAUCCCACUGAUCCGGCGAAUGCCCGAAUGUUGACAAUGGCAUUUAUCUCACAAAGUGCCACAGACAUACGCCGUAAAUUACAAAGACUUGAGGGAGCACUAGGUAAGCCCAUGAGCGAGCUAAUGGAGGUGGCGAGGAAGGUUUUUGUAAACAGGGAAAAGGAGGAAGAGUGGAAGAAAGAUCAAAAAUUGCAAAGAAAAGCUGAAUUAAUGGCGGCAGCUAUGAUGUGGACCCCAAAAGAUAGAGGAGGCAGCCGAGCAAGGGGCAACAGAUCAGGGUUAGGAUGUAACCAGUGUGCUUUCUGUAAGAAGGAGGGACACUGGAAGGGUGAGUAUCCAGAAAGGAACAAAGAUGAGAGGCUCUUGUCAGAGGUGGAAGAAUGGGACUGAAACCGACCGGGUUCAGAUUGCCUCCCAGAACCUAUGGUCCGGCUAAAUGUAGGAGGCAAACCAAUUACCUUCCUAGUGGAUACUGGAGCCACAACGUCAAUCCUAACCCAGCCCCUAACACAGGCCUCCCCCCACACUAUCAACAUCCAGGGGGCAACAGGAAGUAUUUCACAGCAUCCCUUUUUGGAGCCCCUUGUGUGCACAACUAAAGGACAAACCAUAACACAUCAAUUUGUGUCUAUGCCAGAAUGUCCUAUCCCACUCUUAGGGAGGGAUUUGUUGUGCAAACUUCGAGCUCAGAUCUCCUUUGAAGAGGAUGGAACAAUGACACUGGGAUAUGGGAAGAUAAACGUAACAAUACCCAGAGAAGAAGAGUGGAGGUUCAUGGUGGCCAGGGACAAGGGACGGGGAGAUGAGGAUGAAUGGAAGCAAUUCAAUGUUCCACAUUUGUGGGCUGAGGAUAACCCCCCAGGCUUUGCCAGUCACCACCCUCCCAUCAUAGUGGAAGAGCUACCAAUGAAAGCGCCUGUCAGAAUUCGACAACGGGCAUACCCCAGGCACAUUAUCCAAGCAAUACAAGAAAUUAUUGAUCUAUACUUGAGAUACCAUAUUCUGGUGCCCACCAAAUCCAAAUGGAAUACCCCAAUAUUGCCCAUUCCAAAGGGGGAAGGUAGGUUUAGGCCAGUUCAGGACCUCAGGGUCGUUAAUUUGGCCACUGUAACCAUCAAUCCGGUCGUCCCAAAUCCAUAUGUCAUUUUAGGCUUGAUCCCCCAGACUGCUAGGUGGUUCUCAGUCAUAGAUUUAAAGGAUACUUUCUUUACAAUACCUAUACACGAGAGCAGUCAGCACUUAUUUGCAUUUGAGUGGGAAAGCCCUUUAACUGGUAGGAAGCAACAGUAUACAUGGACCAGAUUGCCCCAAGGGUUUAAAAACUCACCUACCCUUUUUGGGGCUGCCUUGGCUAAACACCUAGAAGCUUUGACUAUACCCGCUCCUGAUGUGGUGUUGCAAUAUGUGGAUGAUCUGUUGGUUACUGGCCACACGAAAGAUAAUUGCUGGAAAAACACACACGAGUUGUUACUCCUAUUGCAAGACCUGGGAUAUAAGGCCUCUAAGAAAAAGGCACAGUUGGUUUUAGAAAAGGUCCAAUAUUUGGGCUAUGAUAUAGGGGAAACGUACAGGGGAAACCUACCAAAGGGCAGGAUAAGGAGCCGCUACAGUGGGGAACACAGGAUGCCACUAGUUUCCGGUUUGCUCAAGCAAGCGCUGUUGCAAGCCCCCAGCCUAGGCCUCCCGGAUUUGGAUAAACCUUUUCAAUUAUUUGUAGAUACUAAACAGAAUGUAGCAGUAGGUGUCCUCACCCAGACCAUGGGAACAUGGCAUCGCUCUGUAGCUUAUCUCUCUAAACAGCUGGAUAACGUUGCAAAAGGAUGGCCUGCGUGCCUUAAGGCUGUAGCUGGGAUGGCUAUCUUAACUCAGGAAGCAAGUAAACUGACUUUUGGACAACAGCUUGACAUUUACACUCCCCAUGCCCUUAAAUCAGUUCUGGAAACGAAGGGCCAUUUGUGGCUAACCAACCCCCGAAUGUUGAAGUACCAAGGCUUAAUCACUCAUAAUCCUAUGAUUAAUAUUAUACAAUCCACUGCAUUAAAUUCUGCUACAUUGUUGCCUGAACCAAACUCAGAAGCCAUUCACGAUUGUAUCCAAACAAUAGAGGAAACAUAUGCCAGCCGCCCUGACAUGACUGAUGUACCCCUUCCUUCUCCAGAUUACACCCUAUAUACGGACGGUACCAGCUUCAUACAGGAAGGAAUUAGACGGGCAGGGUAUGCAGUGGUUACUUUGGAUGAUGUUUGGGAAGCAGAACCCCUCCCUUCAGGCACGAGUGCGCAGUUGGCUGAAUUACAUGCAUUAACUAGAGCUUUAGAGCUGGCAAAAGGCAAAUGUGUCAACAUAUAUACAGACUCUAAAUAUGCUUUCCUCACGGUUCAAGUCCAUGGUGCCCUAUAUAAGGAAAGAGGACUUAUCACCGCAGGAGGCAAGGAUAUUAAGUAUGGCCCCCAAAUACUACGCCUCCUAGAAAGUGUAUGGGCCCCACAGAAGGUUGCAAUCAUACACUGCCGAGGACAUCAAAAAGUGGCCUCCGAUAUACAAAAAGGCAACAAUAAAACAGAUAGAUUGGCACGAGAGGCGGCUCAAAGGGCUCCAACGAUACUAUCACAAUGCCUUACUGUAUGGAAGCCACACAAACACCACCAACCACAUUACUCCCAGGAAGACAUGAACCAAAUUGAAGCACUUGAGGCUCAACUGGAAGGAGGCUGGUGGAUCCUACCAGACAACCGGGUUUUCAUGCCGGGGCAUAUGGCUUGGGACGUAGUACAGCAAGUACACAAGCAGCUGCACCUAGGAAAAACGGCUUUAGCAAAGGCUUUGCAAAGGGAAGUUUAUAUUAACAAAAUACACAGCAUUGCAGCAAACGUCCGUGCUAGGUGUGAGAUUUGUGCAGCUAAUAACCCUAGACAAGGGCCCCAACCACCACCAGGCCAUCAACCAAGGGGCAGUUACCCGUUUGAUUCUCUGAUGAUCGACUUCACAGAUAUGCCCCCCUCGGGCCACUACAAUGCACUGCUUGUCAUUGUAUGUACCUACACGGGAUGGCCUGAGUGUAUCCCUACCCGCACAAAGAAGGCUACUGAAGUUGCCAGGGCACUACUCCACAUCAUAAUCCCUAGAUAUGGCCUACCUUCUAGAAUUUCAUCAGAUAAUGGUCCUGAGUUUAUCCACAAGGCCACUCAGCACCUAGCUAAAAUAUUGGUUAUUACUUGGAAACUCCAUUGUAGCUUCCAUGCUCCCUCUGGAGGCAGGGUUGAGAGAAUCAAUAGGACUAUUAAGGAAAAAUUGGCCAAAAUAUGUCAGGAAACCCACCUUAAAUGGCCAGAUGCUUUGAGUUUGGCUCUGGUUGCUGUCAGGUGUGCUCCUCAGAAAGGUGUCUCACUUUCACCAUUUGAGUUAUUAUAUGGCCGGGUCCCCAAUCUACUUCAUCUAAAUAUUCAAAAUACUGUACAGAUUUCUGAUACAAUUAGAAUGCAACAAGUCCAAGCUCUUAACACGAUAGUCCAAAGAUUACAGCAAUAUGUAUUAACCUGUAAACCCCAUGUCUUAGUGACCUCCCCACAUAACAUACAUCCAGGACAGGAGGUCUGGGUUAAAGAUUGGAAAAGGGAGGUAUUGAGCCCAAAGUGGAAAGGGCCGUAUACUGUUGUUAUGUGUUCUCCCCUUGCUCGAGUAAAGUUGGCUGCACAUACCCAGUGGAAAGUAGAACCCCACCCGAUUCAUCCAUUAAAGGUAACUCUCCGAAGGACUACGAGGGAUAGAAGUACAGGCUCAAGCAGUGGCCCAGUCAUCUCCCAGACACAGAUACUGUCAGCCAGUAGCCCAGGUACCAUUUCGUUUGAUGUCUGCAAAGUGGCCCAGUGGCCUACUUCCUGUGGGUCAUUGUCAUGGCACAGAACGUAUAUUCUAUCCGAUGUUUAUAUUUGCCCUUAUACACACCCAGGAGGGGUUGGAAAGGGGGACUGUAGAAACAUGGACGAGAGACUCUGUCCAACCUGGGAUUGUGUUGCAUGGGCCACUUAUGCAUCCAAUAAAGGCAAAGGAACUUAUCUCCAGAUAACAAGGGUACCUCCGCUCAAAAAUUGUAUGCCAUAUCAAUGUAAUAAUGUCAACCUUACAAUACCUAACCCUCAGCAAUGGAUCUCCAGAUAUGGGUCAACAAUGGGAAUUAGAUUGUGGGCACAAGGCACUGAUCCAGGAGGUAUCAUACACCUGUCUCUAGAAACCAGGUAUCACCCUACUAAAAACUACACUAGAUUACAAGCAGUUGUAGUAUUGGUUGCAAAUGAAACGGCUCAAUCUCUACGCACACUAGCAAUCCAGCAGAAAAGGUUUAGAGAUGCAAUAUACCAAAAUCGUCUGGCCCUAGAUUUCCUCCUAGCCACUGAAGGAGGAGUGUGUGCAAAAUUCAACUUUACAAAUUGCUGUCUGGAAUUCGAUGAUGUUGGUGAAAUCAUUGAGCAACGUGCUAGACGUAUAGAAAACCUUGCGCAUGUACCUGUCCAAAAAUGGAAUGGGUUCGAAUUUGGUGAAAUAUUUGGCUCUUGGUUCCCUAAAUUACCUGGUCUCCAAGCCAUAGUUGCACUUAUUGGAAUGAUAGCAGCAGGAUGUGUUAUUCUACCGUGUAUUCUCCCCAUCUUUGUACGGACAAUCUCUAACAGUCUUUCUAUGCUAGUAGAAAAAAAGGCAGCUGCUAAGGCUAUGGUUUUGUGGGAAUAUGAGAAGUUAAACACAGUAGAAGGUAUCUCUCCCAUCCGUGAAACUCCACAAUAA